Messenger RNA from Mirounga angustirostris (Northern elephant seal), 5623 nucleotides. It is a transcript of the gene GNAO1, whose product is annotated as G protein subunit alpha o1. NCBI's taxonomy places the organism in Eukaryota, Metazoa, Chordata, Mammalia, Carnivora, Phocidae. Gene Ontology annotation, cellular component: heterotrimeric G-protein complex. The record is from RefSeq and is a predicted model, not a curated record. Gene Ontology annotation, molecular function: GTPase activity; G protein-coupled serotonin receptor binding; corticotropin-releasing hormone receptor 1 binding. Gene Ontology annotation, biological process: G protein-coupled dopamine receptor signaling pathway; adenylate cyclase-modulating G protein-coupled receptor signaling pathway. The transcript is spliced from 8 exons. Bases 752 to 1816 code for a protein of 354 amino acids.
CUCUCUCCCUGUCUCUCUCUCUCUCCCUCUCUCUCUCUCUCUCUCCCCCUCGAGCUCCCGGCUGCCCGCGGCUCCCUCGCGCUCUCCCCUCUCCGGUAGGCUCCACCAAGCGGUGCGAGCUUUGGGAGACAGCGACACCGCCUCCCGCUAGAGACCUGCCCCCCGGCCCGGCCCGGCCCCCUGCCCAGCCCUGCCCUGCGCGCAGGGGUCGGCGAAGGCGCCGCGGACGCACCGACCGCUGAGGACCCGCGAUGCACAUGCACUAGCAGCACCCCCUCACUCACUCCCUCCACACCCCGCGCCGCCGCCGCCUCCUCCUCCUCCGGCAGCAGCGGCAGAAGGACCCACCCUGCCCCCCACCCCACCCUCCGCCGGCUCCGGCUGCGGCUCCUGCCUCAACUAUUAUUUUAUUUAUUUUGGGUCGUGCACAAGCCUCAGUGCCUGCAGCCCGCGCCUCCUCGGACCGCGGGCGCCUCCUCCCUCGGCCCCGGAGCCCCAGACCCCGGCCACCUUCGCCUCGACACCCCUAGAGCCCGCCAGCUGCCGCGAGUCUCCGCUGCUGGAAUCUUGUUAGCGGCCGUCUUUUUGGGGGGUUCUGGUUUCCCGACAUUUUUGUUUUCAGCCAAGGGAAGGAUAUCGUGGUUUUUUCCCCUUUGAGCCCAGGCUCUGCUCUCCGGGGGGGUGGGGGGCGCGCCGAGCCGGGGAGCCGUGCCAGCCGAGUCGUGCGGGCUGUGGCAGGGAAGGGGCCACCAUGGGAUGUACUCUGAGCGCAGAGGAGAGAGCCGCCCUCGAGCGGAGCAAGGCGAUUGAGAAAAACCUCAAAGAGGAUGGCAUCAGCGCCGCCAAAGACGUGAAAUUACUCCUGCUGGGGGCUGGAGAAUCAGGAAAAAGCACCAUUGUGAAGCAGAUGAAGAUCAUCCACGAAGAUGGCUUCUCCGGAGAAGACGUGAAACAGUACAAGCCUGUUGUCUACAGCAACACCAUCCAGUCCCUGGCAGCUAUAGUCCGGGCCAUGGACACUUUGGGCAUCGAAUAUGGUGACAAGGAGAGAAAGGCUGACGCCAAGAUGGUGUGUGACGUGGUGAGUCGGAUGGAAGACACCGAGCCCUUCUCUGCCGAACUGCUUUCCGCCAUGAUGCGGCUCUGGGGCGACUCAGGAAUCCAGGAGUGCUUCAGCAGGUCUCGGGAGUAUCAGCUCAACGAUUCUGCCAAGUACUACCUGGACAGCCUGGAUCGGAUUGGGGCCGCCGACUACCAGCCCACCGAGCAGGAUAUCCUCCGAACCAGGGUCAAAACCACUGGCAUCGUAGAAACCCACUUCACAUUCAAGAACCUCCACUUCAGGCUGUUCGACGUCGGGGGUCAGCGAUCUGAACGCAAGAAGUGGAUCCACUGCUUUGAGGACGUCACAGCCAUUAUCUUCUGCGUCGCGCUCAGCGGCUACGACCAGGUGCUCCAUGAAGACGAGACCACGAACCGCAUGCACGAGUCCCUGAAGCUUUUCGACAGCAUCUGCAACAACAAAUGGUUCACAGAUACGUCCGUCAUCCUGUUCCUUAACAAGAAGGACAUAUUUGAAGAGAAGAUCAAGAAGUCCCCGCUAACCAUCUGCUUCCCCGAAUACACAGGCCCCAGUGCCUUCACCGAAGCCGUGGCUUACAUCCAGGCCCAGUACGAGAGCAAGAACAAGUCCGCCCACAAGGAGGUCUACACCCACGUCACCUGCGCCACCGACACCAACAACAUCCAGUUUGUCUUUGACGCCGUGACGGACGUCAUCAUCGCCAAAAACCUGCGGGGCUGCGGCCUCUACUGAGCCCCUGCCUCACCCCCGGCUGCCCACCUCCCUGCCUGGCCUGCUGCCCCGCCCCUCCCCUGGAACCAGAGCGCCACCCCCGCUCACACCGAUCUCUGCACUUGACAGCGAAGCACCUGCGGCCGGCACCACGGAGGGUGGAGGGCACAGCCUCCGGGGGCCGCCCCUCCCCCAGACGCCAGAACACGCGGUAACGCGGGGGCCGGGCCGGGGGGCUGAGCGGCCUCCGCUUCAUCUCUGAGUGUUUGGUCCUGGGGGGAUGGUGGCCGCCGUUUGGCCCGGAACGGGCAUGCGCUACACUUGGUAACUCAUACUCGAAGCCCCGGGGUCUCCUCCUGUGUGGGGGUGGCUCUGGGGGACACGGUGCCGGCCGGGGUGGGGCCAGCGGGAGCCACUGCUCAGCCUUUUCUGGGGUCUGUCUGGUCGAGGGCAGCUCCGUCACCAAAAGCCAGGGUGGGACCAGCCCAAGCACGUGGGGGUCCCAGGGCUCAACCUUGGCGAGUGCCUCCCUCCUCCUUCUGCCUGGAUCUCAGCCCCCAGGCACAAGCCCUUUCUAAUCUGGACCAUCCUUCCUUGCACACCCGUGGAGGAACCCCAUCCCUGACUCCUCACAGCUCUGGAAAUGCUUCUGCGACGACGGGUAUUGCAAAGGCACGUGGUGGAUGGUGGGAGGGGUCGAGUCCCGCGCCCAGCUCCGGUGUUGUCUGGGAUGGGGGCCUCACCCAGUGCUUGCAGGCUCGAGGGUGACCCAUUCACUUUCUCCCAGCGCCUGGGUCUCAGGCAGCGGCUCCAGAAUGUGAGUAGACGCGCUUCUCCUUCUCGAGUCACAGUGAAUCCAGCUCAGCAAGGGCAGGCACGGCCCCUCGGGCCCCCUGUUUUGAGGUUGGGGAGGCCCAGGGGAGGUAUUGAUGUGGCCCCUGCAACCGAGGCCGUGGUGAAGAAACCAGACUUUGUGCAGAGCUUGUGCUGUCCGGCCAGCCCUCAGAGGCAGAGGAGGGCCGACCGAGGCUGGAAUGUGCACUGCGAAGGGGCCAAGGCUGGCUCGGACGCAUACCCAGCGCCCCCUUCUCUGGAGAGAGGGUCCUAGGAGGCCUGGGAGGGGCUUUGCUACAGAGGUUCCUGAGCAGGCAGGGGUGGGUGACUCUGGGAACUCCUCGGGCAAUCAGCACGCCUCUCUCUCACACCCGGGAGCCUCGGGGGGCCAGUGCCACCAGCCAAGGCCACAGACAGGCCCCGGGGGCUCAUAUGGCAGGCUAGGGAAUCAGAUGUGCCCCUGGAGGGGCCCCUGGCUCCUUCCUCCAGCCCUCUGCUCUCCCAGCCUCCACUCUGGGCUCUGCUCCUGGACACCCAGUGCGGCCCCCUGGGCUGCCCCAGAGCCAGGAAGAGCCCCGUGGCAACAGCUCUGGGCUUCUCGGUUCCAGCAGCCCCGGAGCUCUGGCUGCACAGGAGGCCCAGGGCAGCACCCCCCGACCCCCAUGCCAAAUGCCUACAGGGAGGGGCGCCACCGGUAAGCCCCCUCCGUCACUGCGCUCUGAGCGCUGCACCCCGGCCGCCUCGGGGCAAAUCACAGGGCUGCCUUGCUGUGUGCGAGGCCCCCGGGCGCUGGCGCAGCAGAGGACAGCGCCGAGAGCCGGCGGUCUCCAAGCCCUGCCACAAGCGGCCGGGGCCAGUGAGGCCGCUCUGCCCAAGAGCGAAGACAUAGCGGGUAUUUUCCGGCAUUCCCACCCGGGGGGGGUGGUCAGCUGCGCCCCCAGCUCGCCCCGGGAGCCCACACUCACAAGCAGCCCCCAGAGGAGGGUCGCUUGGCCAGCCCCACCUCUGAGGCUUGUGGCCCUGGAGGUGGGAGCCGCUGGCCGCCUGGGGCCUUCCUGUCCUUCUGGGCCCAUGGGCCGCCCUGCUGCUUGCAGUGCUCCCGCUGUCCCACCCUCCCUGCCGCAGGGGUCCCCGCUGUCUAGUGGGAACCCACAAGGAGAGGGUAUCCGGGAUGAAGGUCCCUCCCCGUCCGCUGCAGCUCCCAUCCACGUCGUUCCCAGUGGCGCCACAGUGGGGAGGGAUGACAGAGGGGGACACGAGUUUUGGCUCCGUCGCGGGUGUGGGUGUGAGGGGAAGAGGUUGAGAGUGUGAGAGACCAGAUUCUUGUCCAUGGUGGCCACAUGCAUGUCCCCAAAAGGACCAUGCUUAAAGUCUGUGAAUGGCUCUAACUGAGCGGGCUAAGGACACCUGGAUUUCUAGGAGGAGCACCUUUGCCAGACCCAUGACGAUUGUGCGCGCCGCCUAGAUGCCUGUGGGCCAGGUCUGUGCCCCGCACCAACCGCCCUCCCGAAAGCCCGCUCUUGGCCGAGCAGGCCGUCCUGCUGAGAACCAACAGGCCCCCUGGGCUCCCGGCCUGACUGGAGGGAGCCCUGCCGAAGGCCCAAGUAGGAGCUCAGGUGAACCUGCGCACUCCGGCCUGAGGAGGGUGUGGGCUCUGGCCCAGGCCCGAGCAGGACAGCUGUGACACUCUGGGCUCCUGGGACAUUUUCCAUGGAGGCUUUAGAAGCCAGGGGCCCUGGCCCCUUCCCCUCCCCUCUCGGGGUCUAUAGCCGUGAGCUCCGACCCAGGAAUGUUGGCAGAGCCCAGGCAGAAGGCCACCGCGCCUCUCCCGGCAGCCCAGCUCCACACCCCGCUGCGGGAACCGGAGAUACCCGGGCCCUCCGCGACCAUCCGGGGCAACAGUGAGUCUCCCGCGGCGGGGGAGGGGUGCAGCAGUAGCAAGAGACACCCCCCCACCCGCCACAGGACCCCUCGUAGGCGGGCUGUCUGUAAACCCCCAACAGGGAAGGCCGGGGAGUCCUGGGGAGUCCUGUCUCCGAGGCCCUUCUGCCCGCAUGAGCCCAGUAAGGAGGGGCCGCCCCCAGGAGUGUUCACAGUUACCCCGCAGUGGCGCAGUGGCCGAUUCUGCAAGUUUUUCCUGCCUCCACCCCCGCCUCCCUUCUUGACCUUCCCUCUUUCCCCCUGGCCUCACUCAGAGUGCUCCUCAACCCUCUUGGUAAGUAAACCGGCCACAGUCCCGACUCAGCCCCUGCUCCAGACCAGGUGGGGCUCGGUCCAGCCCCCUUUGGGAAGUCAGGCUGCAUCUGUUCUUCUCCGAGCUUCUGGGAGUUAUUAGGGGCACCUGGCAGCUCUCAGGCACGGAGGCCCGAGGCUCCGGCUCUGUGGCCACCAUGGAUUCAAUCUGGGGUGCCAGGGGCAAGCACCCACAGACGGCUCCCCCCCCCCCCGCCGCCCCCGAUCAGCGCCCAAACCUACGGCAGCCCAGGGCACAACACACAGACCAGGGGACAGGGCCACGCUGGGCGCUGCCGCCCCCGACUCCCCAGUGAGGCCGGUCCUGGGCCACCCUGCCCAGAGGCCUUCCCUCCGGGGGCUCAGGGCUCCGACAGACCCCGCGCCAGCCAAACACCCCUGUCAAGGGAGGGGCAGGCGGGGACAGAAGCAGAAAGAGGCCUAAGUCCUGGGCCCUCUCAUCCGAGAUGGGGAGGGGGUUCCUCUGGAGGGGAAGCGCUCAACCCCGGGCCCAGUGCUCCAAGACCACCCGCGGGAGCCCACACCCCUUACAGCACUGCUGUGACCCGUUCCCUCCCCGCCUCCCCACUCCCAUCCCUCCUGCCUCCGCUCUUCUCCUGGCCCAUCCCCACCCCUCCCAGGCCUCCUCCCCACGCUCCCACCCCCACCCCCGUCCCAGGCAGAGGGGAGCCGGCCACCUCCCAGCCCCGCCGCCGCCCACCCCACAUUAACUAAUUUUGUAAGAAGAGUGACUUGUUGGUU